Messenger RNA from Spirodela intermedia, 2104 nucleotides. The record is from the annotation of a GenBank genome assembly. Lineage: Eukaryota; Viridiplantae; Streptophyta; Magnoliopsida; Alismatales; Araceae.
AUGGCACCGAUUGCAGUCGGCGAUACGAUCCCGGAGGGCACUCUUGCGUGGUUUGAUGAGGAGGACGAGCUCAAGCAGCUCGCCAUCCACUCCCUUGCCGCCGGCAAGAAGAUCGUGCUCUUUGGUGUCCCCGGCGCGUUCACCCCAACCUGCAGGUAAUCGACCUCCCCCCAAACCCCCUCCAGCAGCGGCGGGAUUUGGUUUCCCUGAUCUCGACUCUGCUGCUAAGUUAUUGAUCCCGCAUAUCGUCGGUGCGGAGGGACCAAAUGUAACUUCUCUGUGAGGAAACUAACCUGUGGAUCUCCAUGGGCAGCAUGAAGCAUGUGCCUGGGUUCAUCGAGAGUGCUGAUGAGCUGAAGUCCAAGGGAGUGGAUGAGAUCCUGUGCAUUAGCGGUACACUUUUGUAGUUUUUCUCAUGUUUUUUUUUUUAAUUUAGUUUGUGCCUGUCUCAUUAGAUCCAAGUUGUCCCAAUUUUAUGAUAGGUUAUGGAUCGGUCGAGCUAGUUCCAUGUGAAUCAACCUGUUACUCCCUCCUUCAUGCGUAACAUGGCUCAGUAGGUCUGAUCAGACAUUCCUUUGCGUGUUAGUAGUUAUUACGCUGUAGUACUUGAAAGGAAUUCAGGGAGAAAAGAAAUAUUAAAGCGUUUUAGGGAUCGGGUAGUAGGCUAGUGAGGAGUCGACUUCAUCAGACACUCUACCUGAGAACCACCUCGAGUCUUUCCGUGCUCUGGGAAUUUCCUUUUCUUCCUGUUCUGGGAAAUGGUUUUUGGACGUCAUAUGGAAGAACCGGAACCAAGUUAGGUACGUUCUCUGGUUCUCAAGAUUCCAUCCAUCGCUUUUGUUUGGUAAAUCCUUAAGAACAUGGUGUUGCCCCGGCAGUGCAGUCGGGUAGACGAAAGAAACCAAAAGGUUUCUAUAGUUGGAGAUAGUUGGGAAGAAAAACGGUGAUUCGUGAUCACAGUUGAUCCACAUAGGAAGAAAAGACUGUAUCCAUAUGUCAAAACAGCCUAGAAAAGCUGAAACAAUGGUUAAAAGAAUAUACCUAGAUCCUGAGUUUUUUAUUUGUUCUACUCUCUUCCACAUCAUUGUCUUGUUAUCUUACUUAAUCCUUUCAUAAUUCGGGAUUAUGAUCAAAGAAGUCUUCUACGUUGGUCCUUUAAUCUGAUCUCAAUGGUGAGCAGCCCACCUAGCAUCGUCCGUUAUUAUCCUAAGGUUUUUAGGCAUUAUUCAAUCUCAAGAUGUGGCAUCCCAUGGCUUGAAUCUUUUCUGGAACGCAUCAUUGGAAUCCGCUGUAAAGAUGAAAGCGGGCACCUGAGACGUUGACCUUCCUCCCAGUCUAGAGAGGGUGAGAACCCCAUUACCCUUGUCAACUUACAGCAAUAAGUAGCUCUUGCAUCCGUUGUUGUGUACCAAUUCGAUGAAACACUCUCUGGUUAGUUGCCGAAGAACAUUCAUUCAACCAAACUUGCUAUCGUCUAGUAUUGCCUCAUCCACAGACACUGUACUCAUCGAACAUUUCCCCACGUAUUUUUGCCCAGAUUGCUAUUUGCGCCUGUUCUUCCCCAGGUUAAUAUUUUUCAAUCCUACUCCCCUCCAUUUUAAGACAUCAACACAGCUAACCUGCAACCCUUCUGUUUCUACCAUGAGGUGCUCUCAACUGGGCUCCUAGCUUCCAGCACAGAGACCCCACCAAAGCCUUGUCAACGCUUGCUAUGUCGGAUUAUUUUUUUAUAAUAAUUUACAAAAUAUGCCUGUUUAAUAACAUUUGCAAAUAAAGUGGGUUGUUCGUGUAAAUUAAGAUGCAUACUGAUCUCCAUCAAUCUUCUUACGAUCAUUUUAUUUUGAUUGAAGUCAACGACCCCUUCGUGAUGAAGGCUUGGGCUAAGAGCUACCCAGAGAACAAGGUGGUGAAGUUCCUAGCUGACGGCUCGGGCACCUACACCCACGCCCUCGGCCUGGAGCUGGACCUAUCGGACAAGGGGCUCGGGACCCGGUCCAGGAGGUUCGCCCUCCUGGUGGACGACCUCAAGGUCAAAGUUGCCAACGUGGAAGAGGGCGGCCAGUUCACCGUCUCCGGAGCCGAAGAGAUCCUCAAGGCCCUCUGA